This is a messenger RNA of Balearica regulorum gibbericeps (East African grey crowned-crane), 1056 nucleotides long. Lineage: Eukaryota; Metazoa; Chordata; Aves; Gruiformes; Gruidae. The record is from RefSeq and is a predicted model, not a curated record.
AUGGAGCAGAAGGGCGAAUUCACCUGGGGUGAGGGGGAUCGGCAUUUCUUUGCAGAAGAAAGUCUUUAUGAAUGUUCCCACUGCAAGAAAUGCUUCCAGGACAGGUCAGACCUCAUUUGCCAUCAGAGGUUGCACAGAGGAGGAAAGACUUUUAAAUGCCAAGAGUGCGGAAAAGAGUUUGGGAAGAGCUCGGACCUCAGUUCCCAUCAGAAAAGCCACAUGGCGGAAAAACCCUACCAGUGCUCAACAUGCGAGAAGUUCUUCAAAGACAGGUCCACCCUCAUCAGGCACGAGAGAGUGCACACGGGAGAGAAGCCCUACAAGUGUCUGGAGUGCGGGAAGAGGUUCACCCGCAGCUCGGACAUCAUCGUCCAUCAGCGGAUUCACACGGGGGAGAAACCCUUCGAAUGCUCCGAGUGCGGGAAGAGGUUCAGCCAACGGUCCAAUCUCUUCACCCAUCAGAUUGUACACACGGGGGAGAAGCCCUUCACCUGCCUCGAGUGCGGGAAAACCUUUGCCCGGAGGUACGGACUCUUCAGGCAUGAGCGGUUGCACACGGGGGAGAAACCCUAUGAGUGCUCUGAGUGUGGGAAGAGCUUCGGCCAGAGCGGGGACCUUAUCACCCACCAACGCUUCCACACAGGGGAGAAGCCCUACCACUGCUCCGAGUGUGGGAAGUUCUUCUGCAAUAAAUCCAGCCUGGUUAAACAUCAGAAAUGGCAUUCGGGGGAGAAGCCCUACAAGUGCCAUGAGUGCGGGAAGAGCUUCGGGCAGAGCUCAGACCUCAUUGCUCACCAGAGAACCCAUACCGGGGAGAAGCCCUACCCCUGCGCCGAGUGUGGGAAGAGGUUCACCAGAAAAUCCAGCCUCAUCGUCCAUCAGCGGGGACACAGAGGACGGAGAACUGGAGAACGCCCAAAAUGUGGGAAGAGCUCAGAGGAAGACUCCAGCACCGAUGGUCCCAGCAACGUGGGCGUGGGAGAUGGCUCGUCCCCGUGCUCUGAGUGUGCAAAGCCCCUUGAGGAGGCAUCAGACCUCCUUGACCGGCAGAGAUGA